GUCCAAUUCACUUCCUAUAAUACAUCAAUUCCUCCUCCAAAUUUAUUGGUUGAAGUUUCAAUGUCGCAUUCCUCGCCUUCUUCAAAUCUUGAUUUGUCAAUCAAUCGACUUUCACAGAUUGCUCCUCCAUCAACGUUGGCUUCAUUUUUUUCUGUUCCACCACCACAAAUUAUAAAACAACAGCAACAACAACCAAUUCCUGUUGCUUCUACUACUACAACAACAUCAACUGUUAUUCCGUCUUUGCUAAGUUUAAUACAUUCAUCACAAAUUUUGGUUACUUCCAGUCCAUUAAAACAACAAGCUUUGGAACAAAAACAACAACAAUCAACUAUUGUUACUUCUACAUGUAUUCCUUCUUUGUUAAGUUUGCCUCCUCCACAAUUAAUGAUUACUUCUGGAAAUGCUGCUGUUGUCUCUUCAACAUCAACACCACCACUUCAACACCAACAACAACAAGAUUAUCAAAAUAAACAAGAUUAA
Meloidogyne enterolobii is the source of this 483-nucleotide messenger RNA. The record is from the annotation of a GenBank genome assembly. Lineage: Eukaryota; Metazoa; Nematoda; Chromadorea; Rhabditida; Meloidogynidae.